Molecule: messenger RNA, 1548 nt
Organism: Aureococcus anophagefferens
Lineage: Eukaryota; Pelagophyceae; Pelagomonadales; Pelagomonadaceae
Exons: 2
Coding region: 1-1548 (515 amino acids)
Cellular component (GO): membrane
Molecular function (GO): lipase activity
Source: RefSeq, a predicted model, not a curated record
AUGGAGGAAUCUUCGGCCGUCGAGGUCGCCGCGACGGCCACGAACGUCGCCGUCGCCGUCGUCGCCGUGCCGGCGAACAACGACCACCCGCAGUGCGAGCUGUGCCAGCGGUAUGCUGCGUUCGAACUCCUCGUCGUCGCGUUGAGCGUCGCGUAUUGGGCGCUCGCGGUCUACGCGCUCCACGCGCCGACGGUCGUCGCGGGCAUCUUCCUCGGCACGCUCUUCCCCGGCCUGCUGCUCUCGCUCCACGUGCUGAUGUCGUCGUCGAGUCGCGUCCACGUGAACCGGGGGUUGGACGACCUCUCGGAGGCCAUGGGCGACAAGUCGUGCGCGCCCGCGGCGAUCUCGGCCCACUGGGUCACGUCGCACGUCGCCAACGUCGUCGUCUGGGUUCUGACGACGCUCUUCGCCGUCGCGUGGUCCGUCUACGCCUACGUCGCGGGCCGCGUCCGCUCGCCGAUCGGCGUCGCCUUCGUCGCCGCGGCGCUGCUCUUCAUCCUCUUCUACCGCCGGGCCGCGCGCGUCGGCCAGCGCUGCAAGCCGACGUCUCGACCCUGCGACGCGACCGUCCAACCCGCGGACGCGGAGGGCGUCAGCAUGGUCGCCGUCGCGACCGCGGCGGAGGACGCGCCGGACGUCGCGACCGCGGCGCCGGCGCCGCCGCCGGGCCACGCCCUCCAGAACCGCCGCUUCUUCCGCUUCGCGUGCCUCGGCGCGGACCUGCACGCCGAGGCCUGGGAGCCGCCGUCGACGCCGCAGGGCACGCUCUACCACUCGCACGGCGUCUGCGAGAGCAACCACACCGUGACCGUGCAGCGCCUCGCGCGCGCCUGCGUCGACGGGGGCUGGCGCCUCGUGUCGCUGGAGCACGAGGGCCACGGCCUGUCGAGCGGCGCGCGCGCCGUCUGCGCCGACCUGGGGCGCUUGGCGGAGCACCUCGCGGCGUUCGUCGCCAAGGAGCUCGACGCGCGGCCCGCGGGCGAGCCCUGGGCGCUCAGCGGCCACUCCAUGGGCGCCGUCGUCGCGCUCUACUCCGCCCACCUCCCCGCGCUCCGCGACCGGCCCGCGCGGCGCGGGCUCGCGCUGCUCGCGCCGGCCGUCGGCGUCGACGCGCGCGCGGUGCCGCCGACGGUCGUCGUCGGCGCGCUGCGGGCCUUUAGCUGGCUCGCGCCGGCGUCGAACUUCGGGAUGACGCCGCGCGAGGAUCCGCGCGUCUACGCCGUGCCCGCGGACAGCGACCGCAACUACAGCGGCUUCUGGCCGCUGGCGACGUCCCGCGCGCUGCUCGACGCGACGUCCGGCGGCGUCCUCGAGGACCUCGCGUCGGGCGCGCUCGCCGUGCCGGACCGCCUGCUCGUCGUCCACGGCCGCCGGGACACCGUCGUGCCGCUGAAGGCCGUCGCGGCCUUCGUCGAGGCCGCGGGCAAGCCCGUCGGGGAGACGCUCCUCGCCGUGCCCAAGGCGGGCCACGACCUCACCGUGGACCCGUCGACGGGCGGCGACGUCUGCGCGCGCGCCGUCGCCUUCGUCGACACGCCCCCGACCUAA